AUGGAGCCAGAGUUGGAUUGUGAGUCCGAGAGGCUGCCUGAGUCCAGCCAGGCAGGACAAGAAGCCGGCGGUAGCUGCCUGCCAGUCGCCCUGACAGUUUCCCGGCUCUCAGCCCCACAGGGUCCAUGGACAGGAGUGGCCAUGAGGCCUUGCCCAGAGGAGCACUACUGGGACGCCCUGCUGAUCACCUGCGUCAACUGCAAGUCCAUCUGCAGCCGUCGGAGCCAACGCAUCUGUGCGGCAUUCUGUAACUCACUCAGGUGCCACCAGGAUCCAGGCAGGUACUAUGACCAUCUUCUGAACGACUGCGUCAGCUGUGCCUCCACCUGUGGACAGCACCCCCAGCAGUGUGCCCCCUUCUGUGAGAACAAGCUCAAGGGAUGGCGCCACGUGAACGUUUCUCCAGAGCUCCGGUGGCAGAGGAAUGGGGAGGCUGGAGCCAAGCAGAACGACUCAGGGAGGUACCAGGGGCCAGAGCCCAGAGGCUCGGAGGAAGGCUCAGUGCCCCAAGGACUGAGGCUAAGUGGGGGCCAGCUGGCCCUAGUCUACACCACGCUGGGGCUCUGCUUCUGUGCCGUCAUCUGCUGCUUCCUCGUGGCGGCGGCCUGCUUCUUCAAGAAGAGAGGGGGCCGGUGCUCCUGCCAGCUGCCCGCCGAGUCAGGCCACACUCAGGCGGAUUCUUCACAAGAUCAUGUGAUGGAAGCUGGAAGUGCUGGCGGCAGGACUCCGGAACCAGUGGAAACCUGUAGCUUUUGCUUCCCGGAGCAGAGGGCACCCACCGAGGAAAGCUCAGGGGGCCACAGGGGACAGGGCCUGCCGGCACAGAGGUGGUGGCCCCUGCCGGGAACCGCAUCCAUGCUGCCUUCCUCCAGCAAUCAGGGCAUUGGCCUGAAGAUCAUAUGUGCUCCUUCCCAGGAAAGGGGCCCCACCACGUAGAGCUGUGGGCUGCGAUAGACACA
Molecule: messenger RNA, 959 nt
Organism: Echinops telfairi (small Madagascar hedgehog)
Lineage: Eukaryota; Metazoa; Chordata; Mammalia; Afrosoricida; Tenrecidae
Gene: TNFRSF13B
Product: TNF receptor superfamily member 13B
Exons: 4
Coding region: 1-936 (311 amino acids)
Cellular component (GO): plasma membrane
Source: RefSeq, a predicted model, not a curated record